Messenger RNA from Symbiodinium natans, 435 nucleotides. Lineage: Eukaryota; Dinophyceae; Suessiales; Symbiodiniaceae. The record is from the annotation of a GenBank genome assembly.
AUGUAUGGGGCGGGAAACUACUGCGCAGAUGAGCCGGAGAAGAUCGACCAGUACACGCGCCCGGACAAGGGGCGCAGGGGCAUGGAGGAACUGCAUUCUCUGCUCUACCCCACCGGCGGCAACACUCAUCCAGGACAAGAUAUCUUCUACUGCUUCCUGGUCCGUGUGGCUUGCGGAGCAUGCUUCCAGUCUCAAGGCUUGGACAGAGACCGCCUCAAAGAUGCGGCGACGGGCACAGAAGUCUACAUGACGGACGAGCGGCGUGAGCUCAGUCGCAUUCUAGGCUCUUCUCCUUCCAUCUCGUACCACACCCUUGUCAUGCACACCUCGUCGACGAAGACGGGUGGCCACGUGGAGCGGUUUAGGGAGAUCGUCCUCUUCGACGGCAACCGGAUCUAUCCGGAGUAUUUGUUGGCAUACCGCCGGCUGAAAUGA